This is a messenger RNA of Actinia tenebrosa (Australian red waratah sea anemone), 2231 nucleotides long. RefSeq names its product beta-1 adrenergic receptor-like. NCBI's taxonomy places the organism in Eukaryota, Metazoa, Cnidaria, Anthozoa, Actiniaria, Actiniidae. Gene Ontology annotation, molecular function: G protein-coupled receptor activity. Gene Ontology annotation, biological process: G protein-coupled receptor signaling pathway. Gene Ontology annotation, cellular component: plasma membrane. The record is from RefSeq and is a predicted model, not a curated record.
UUUAUGUUUUCAUUCAUGAUAUUUAGAUUUUUUAUUUUUUCAUUUGAAUGAGCCGUCUAUCCUCAAUUACUUUAUCUAUAAUCCCUGCCAAUGAAAUUAAUUUUUACAAUGGAUAGUUCAUACUUUUCAAAUCAAAUGAGUCAUCCAUAGCGUAGCUUGGGAUAUCAAUCAACGAUGGCAACUACAUACAGAGCAGAUGUUCUGAAAAUAGGUUUUUCUUCACGACAGGCGGCCCGACAUCUGAAAUCUAUUUCUUUCCUAUCUCGCAAAUACAGUAUUUUACUCACCCCCACAUUUGGUUAUUAAGUUUGUGUUAAGUCUGUAGCUCUUCGCUUUGAUAAACACCAGAACACACACAAGUGAAUUCAUAAGAAAAGACUACCAAAAAUAAUGAAACAAUCACAGCCCCCACAAAACUUGGACGUUAGUGCUUCUCCUACUCAAUCAACAUAAGAAUGGCACGAUUCAAGCUAGUUAUAUACAUCUUCUUCAAGCUUCUCUUCGUUUAAUGAGUAUCUCUUGGUAACUACAUGUAACAUCUUCGAGCGAUUUUAACACUCGCUUCAAAACUGCUCGCUACGUUUUUGAAAAGUGUGGCGCUUUUGCAAGGAUCUGAAUUAGGUGUCAGCUAUCUCAAUCCUAAUCCAAUGCUAUCUGGAUUUUUCGCUGCGGUUUGAAAACGUUAAUGAAAAUCUUCAUUUGGAAUAACUUUUCUAGGAUCCUGAACCCCAUCGCGUCUUAUCCAAAGCCUUCUUCAUAUGAUACAUGCUUGAUAUCAACGCGUCCGUUGCUUGGAGUAGGGGAUUUUCAUAGGAACGACUUUCAGGAGUCUAAGUUCUCGUUUAUCUGCAAUAAGUCGACUAGAAUAUUCUUUAUUCAAGUGGAUAGCUGUUAUCUCGUACAUGGAUAUUGAGUUGCGAUCUUUAUUUCCGUAUUUUUGCACCGGAGAAAAUCAUUGCAUUACAUCGGCGGCACGUCAAAUGGUGUCUGCUCGAUARAAGUUAAUUUAGAAGUUUAUCAACGAACUUGUCCACUUGUAUCGAUCUUUCUGCUCGCUGCACACAGAGAAACUGAUGAAUGAGACUCUGAACUUAACAGAAACCAAUGCAAAGCUGGUUUCAAGUCGUUUUCUUCCAUUUGCAAUAAUAUCCUUUAUCCUGGCGACAGGAGCGGCUAUAGGCAAUCUAAUGCUAGUGACAGCAAUCUACAAGAACCCUUUCCGCAAUCUGCGCACCAAUUCUUCACUGUUAGUUACCAAUCUAGCUCUUUGUGACUUCAUUGUUGGAGCGGUAGGCGGGUAUGGUAUGUUUUCGUACGAGCUCUUUCUUUAUUAUGGUUCUUUUCUGAGUGAGAAUGUUGUUAAUGGGAUCGCUGCUACAAGUGGUCUAGCGGUUGUAUGUGGGGUAGGCACUGUUGUCGUAAUGGCUUUCGACCGCUAUCUGGCUGUCAAGUCACCAUUUUCGUACACGUCUAAAGUAACAAAAUAUCGCAUAAAAGGAGUUCUGAUCGUCAUCUGGACCUACACGUUCGUAAUCAAUACAAUAUUCUUCGUUGCAAUACCCAAAAACUUGGGCUGCUUUCUUUCGAGUCAUCUUCACAUCACUAUACCAGCCUGUAUCCUCAGCUUAACAUACAUCAAGAUGCUACAACAAGUACAAAAACAAAACAAACAGUGGAAGACUAACCCAAGAAGAGUUAACGUUGCCAGACAGUUAUCGAUUCGAAACAUCAUUGAACGAGAGCGCAAACUCACAUCAGCAAUAAAGCUUCUCAUGGCAUUUUUUCUGCUCAGUUUUCUUCCCGUCUACAUUACCAUGAAUAUUCAGUACUUUUGGAAGCAUCGUACCAGGUUGACAUGGCUUCGAACGUUCUUAGAAGUAUCAUUACUCAUAGUGAUAUCCAACUCGUUUAUCAAUCCUAUCAUAUAUGCUUUAAGGGUUCCUAAAUACCGCAAGGCCUUCAGACACGCAAUGGGGUUACGAGAUAAUAUUGUGAACAUCAUGAUGUCUGCUGUAGGGCCUAUUUGAGAACAAUGAAUGCUUUCCAAACCUGGUUGGUAUCUGAGUUUUUCUUAAAAACCUGCGUUAUGUCUUCAUUCAUACACCGAAGUGAAUCGAAACAUGGUGACCAAUUUGAAACAGUAGGCAGAUUAAGAUUCCCAUUUUUCCUUCCCGAAAACGGCAAACGUGACCACGUUUUCAUCGUUUCCCUACAUUUCACUUUACCUUUUG